This is a messenger RNA of Striga hermonthica, 495 nucleotides long. Lineage: Eukaryota; Viridiplantae; Streptophyta; Magnoliopsida; Lamiales; Orobanchaceae. The record is from the annotation of a GenBank genome assembly.
AUGGCUGGCAGUGACAGUGGCAGUGGCAGGCAAACAAGAGGCCGGCAAAGGAUACCCAUGAAGCUUAUCGAAAACCAGGACGACUUAUACGCGACGUUUUCGAAACGUCGUCGUGGUUUACUCAAAAAAGCGUGCGAGCUAAGCACGUUGUGCGGGGUCGAUUUGGGAAUAAUCAUCUUCUCCCCAACCAACAACCCUUUCUCACUAUGGAAUCCGUCUGCGGACUCCGUGGUCGCGAGAUACAGAAACCCGCGGCAGUUGGACGAACUGUUGGGCCAAAAGGAUGAGAUAAACGAAGCGGACAAACGGCAAGACGAGAUGGAUCGAAGACGAGAGAAAGUGUGGUGGGAACAGGUCGAGGCCGAGAGAGUGCAAGCGGACAAUGAGAAGGAGAAGUGGGACAAGGCCCGUCAGCAACAACCAUACAAGCGUCGUCUAGGGGAGCUGGUGAGCCAUCUACAGGCCGUGCUGAAACUGGAGCUCCUGAUGAUGUGA